Linum trigynum is the source of this 804-nucleotide messenger RNA. Lineage: Eukaryota; Viridiplantae; Streptophyta; Magnoliopsida; Malpighiales; Linaceae. The record is from the annotation of a GenBank genome assembly.
AUGGCGGAUGAGUCCGAGGAUGAAAUCGGCGGCGCCAUUAAUGGCAUGAAGGGCGAGAGAUCAUCUCCCAAAUCUCCCAUGCAGGUACGCGACGAGAAGCUCCCACCUCAGCCUGAACUCAAAGCGGGUGGCAUGACCACUCGGGGUCUCAAGGCUGGAGCAUUGGGGAAGAAGAAUCUCGCGGCUGGCCAAAAAGGAGGCGUGCAGGCAGUGGCUCCCCUCGGUACGAGUCGCCGACUGAGGAAGCUGACUGCUAGUGGUGAGGAGAAGCGGGCCGCCCAGGAUGAUCAUGCUGUGCAUGGGGUGGCAGGCGCGACACACCAAGAAGAAGAUGCUUUGGCGGACUCAGGCAUUUGCCCAUCGGAGGGUGUGCUGGACUCUGAUGAUUGCUACUCUCCCGAAGAUAAGACUGCUUUUGAAAUCAAGAGGCGUUCGCCGUUGGCUGCUCCCACUCGAUCUCGUCUUCCUCCAACGGGUAAUGUAAGCAAAGUGGUGGAGGCAUUUGAGAGGGGUGGAAUCGUGGAGCUUGUGGAGGGAGAAUCUCUAUCUAUUCGGAUAGGUGGGCAUGACAUUCGUGUUCCUCAAGAAAAGCAUUUGGCGUCAGGUGCGAAUGCUUCGCCCCGGCUCAAUGAGUAUGGGUCGAACCUUCUGGACCCUGAGCCUGGGAACCAGAAGCGUUCGUUGGAUGUCUUAGAGGGAGAUGUGGGUGACCCUCCUACUUCUAAGAAACUUUUUGUGGAAUUUGCUGAAGUUGGAAAAAAGGUGGAGGAAGCCAGCCUAGAGCGGCCCCAAGGGAAUAAAUGA